AAAAAAAAAUUCAAACGAAAACCUUGAACUCGAGAUUCUCUCUGUUUCGAACAAGAGGGCCACCCAAUUCAGAAAGCUUUCCAACUGCCAGAUUUUUAUCUCGGCGGAGAAAUUCGCGGCGCUUUAAGAAAUUUCAGUUCAAAUACAACUGCCACCUACCUUCAUAUGGUGAAGUUUGCGAUUCGUUGAUGGUGCUGCAUGGAUGUCCGACUUCAGGAUCGGAAGAAUUUUGUGAAGUGAAACAGAACUCUUUCAAGCUUGAAACUGAAGCUUCCAUUCGAUGGCAAGGAUCAAGCCGCAAACUUUGCUUCAGCAAAGCAAAAAGAAGAAAGGGCCUUCACGGAUUAGUAUUACAACAAUUGUCAUAUGCAGCUUGAUUAUCGCUUUGUUUGUGUUUUUCCUGCAUGCAUCAUACAGACAUUGGUCUCAUAGGUCCAAAUUACAAUCAGAGAAUGGUUUUUCAGGUUCUGAGACUGAAGCUUCUCUGUUGGAUGCAAAAAAAACAGAUCUACCUGGAUAUGCUGUUUUCAGUACUUCAAAGGGCACGAUAGUUGUGGAACUUUACAAAGAAAGUGCCCCCGAAGUUGUUGAUGAAUUUAUUGAUUUAUGUCAAAAGAAUCGUUUUAGUGGAAUGCUGUUUCACCAUGUGAUAAAACACUACUCAAUUCAAGUGGGCAAUAGCCAAGAUCUUGGGGUUGCAGAAGAUUGGAUUCUGGGAGGAAAACAUCACAGUCAACCUGAUGCAAGUUUAAAACAUGACGCCUUUCUAGUCGGGACUCCGAGGGGAAAACCUAAGAACAAAGGAUUUGAGAUUUUCAUUACAACUGCUCCAAUUCCAGAUCUUAGCGAGAAGCUUAUCAUCUUUGGGCGAGUAAUCAAGGGAGAACAUGUUGUACAGGAGAUCGAAGAGGUGGACACCGAUGAGCAUUACCGACCCAAAUCAACGAUUAAGAUAAAUGACAUAACUCUUAGAGUGAAAAUAUGAAAGGCUGAAUUGUACAUUGGAGUAAUUGUUUUCCUCUUCUCAUUUCUCCUGAAUAUCAGUUGUAGCAGGGAUAAUUUUUCAGAUGAGAUGUGGCUUGGAAUUUUCAUUCAAGCCUUUGGUGGGUGGGCUGGGAGAGAUAAGAGCUUAUUAAAUUCCUUUUUUUCCCUCUUUUUUAUUUUGUGUAGCAUGCUUUUUUUUGGGGACUUGAUUUUGUGGUAAUAUUACUUGUUUCUUAAACUUUGGAAUGUUAAUACUGCUGGUUAUUGGAUUUUUGAGUGGCCAUUGGAAUCCAAGCAGGGAGAUUCUUUUUCA
This is a messenger RNA of Momordica charantia (bitter melon), 1297 nucleotides long. RefSeq names its product peptidyl-prolyl cis-trans isomerase CYP21-4. Gene Ontology annotation, molecular function: peptidyl-prolyl cis-trans isomerase activity. The record is from RefSeq and is a predicted model, not a curated record. Lineage: Eukaryota; Viridiplantae; Streptophyta; Magnoliopsida; Cucurbitales; Cucurbitaceae. Gene Ontology annotation, biological process: protein peptidyl-prolyl isomerization.